Oikopleura dioica is the source of this 2487-nucleotide messenger RNA. The record is from the annotation of a GenBank genome assembly. NCBI's taxonomy places the organism in Eukaryota, Metazoa, Chordata, Appendicularia, Copelata, Oikopleuridae.
AUGAAUGGCUUGGACGACGAAAUGGACCCACUCGUCAAACUAAAAUUCACGAGCUCCAAGCGGAAGAUACGCGAAAAGUCACCCGCGGACAGUGAGAAGCCAGUUUCUAAGAAGCCCGUGAUUUCGUCCUCAAACCUAUCUGCCGAGCAGAAGUUUGAUGCCCUCUUCGGCAGUACUGGUAGCUUCAAUUCUGCUCCUUCAAAAGUAGAACCGACUCCAAGAACAAGCCCACAGGACAAGAGAUUUAGCCCAAAGAAAGAGACAGUAAAGCCGUUAAGUCAGAGGCCGAAACAAAGUGCUCCAGUGAUAAAAGCAACGAAAAAACGCUCGAAGUUGGAUAAAAAUAGCCCAUUUGCCCUUGCCUUCGGCUGCGUCGACUCUGAUGAUGAUGAUAAUGACGACAGUACCUUCGUCGCAGACGAGAAAGAGGACGAAAUGAGCGCGCAGGAUCAGUGGGAUACGAUCAUGAACGAGACGGUGAAAAAUGCUUCUGAUCCACCAACUCCAAAAAUCAGCAGUUUACGAUCUUUGGCGAGAAAUUCCAAAUCUCCCGAAAAGAAAGAGUCAACAGAAAAAUCAAACGGACACAAAACUGAAGAGAAAAGCCUUCGUGUCUUCUCUUCAGCGACAAUAGAUCUUCCCGUGAAGCCAAAAGUGAUGAACAAAAAUACUGAAUCAACAAAAGUCAAGAAAGAGAAGCUCCAAACAAAGGCGGAAUUCGAAAUGGAAAUCUCACCUAUCAAGCCUGAUUCAAACGCUCCCGCUUCUGAAGCCUCCAAGCCAUCUCCCUUUCCUCCGCCGUCUUUGAAAGCUCCUACUGCCAGUAAAACUAACAGUAAGGAAGAUGCAGCAAAGCCAGAAGCGCCGGGAAGACCCUUCCGCGAAAAGCGAUUUUUCAAGAGCAAAACGAAGAUCGACUACCAAGAAGAUGCGAAUGACCCGUACAAAACCAACACUUCCGAAAGCAGGAAGGGCGAAAAAGUACAAGGCCCGGCGGAAAUACGAGUUCCGAUUGCAGACAAAAUGAGCGACGAGCAAAUUUCCAACGAGGGACUCCAAGACGAUGCGAAAUUCUACCUCGACGGGGUCAAACCUGGAACAAAUGAUAUCAGUUCCCGAGCGCUCACGGCUAUUAGCUUUGCGAAAAGAUUGAAUGAUGAAGAGUUUCGCGUCUUUCUCGCGAAGAAUAAGCUGCCAGCUCCGAGCAAGGCGCAUAAUCUUGGCCAAUUGAUUGUUUUGUAUCUUGGGGAUGCAACUGAUCCUGAAAAAACUACUGCCUCUUAUGCGCUAGCUGCUGCGAUUGCUCUUCAUAAAGUGUGUCUGUACAAAAAUAUUGGCUGUUCAAAAAUCAUUCUUGCACUUAUCGUAAAACUGCUCAAACUCAAGCUGCCAAGUUCCAAAGCACAAGACAAAGAUUUGCCAAGAAUCCAGCGCGAUGCCGAUUCCAUCAUCAAGGAUUCCGCUUCUGUUAACCCCGAUAUUCCCUGUAUCAAACCUAUCUCGAGCGGGUGGACCCACAAUACAGUAGCUGCCGAAACCGUCUAUCUCCUUUGUAUAAAUACGAAAAAGCCUGUGUUCAAUACAAUCUGUAUUAUCUCAAAAAUGCUCAACUUCCUUGUCGAGAAAGUGGUCGAAAUCAUUUCCGUCAAAAGCACAAGUGAAAUUAAUCGAACCGAGUUCAACAAAAUCUUUGACGCGUUUGAAGCGCAAACGAAGCCUUAUAAGAAAGCUCUUGAAGUGGUGGUGAAUGAAACGGAGUACUUGGAAGCUGUGGGGAAAUUUUUGAAGAUCACCGGUCCAGAAAAUAUGAAAACGAAUGGAUACGCCAACAGGAUAACGAGGCAUCUUAUCAACUUGUGCUGCGAGUCUGAUCAUGCUUGCUUCAAAAUGGCACAGCUGGAAUUUCUGCCUUAUAUUCUUGAUAUGAUCGUCAAAUUUCCAAAGAGCUCAUUGUUGACAAGCCAAGAUGAAAAGAAACAUUCCUUGAAGAUCGGAGUUGCUAUUCUACUGAAUUUAACAAUGAGAUCCCCCGCUUGCCGAAUGAAAAUGCAAAAGGAAGAAAACUUCCGAAUUAUUUUGGACGUUUUGAACGACGAAAUGACAGAGCUCAAGCGAAUUCACGACGGCGAUGUGAGCAUGGCAAUGUCCAAGACGACGCUGGACGCGGAAUUCGGUGAGGACAUCAAGGGAAUGUCGGAAGAGGAGCAGCAGCAACUGGGAAAGAUGGUGAACAAGGCUGAUGCGCAUGUCAAGGGUUGUAUGACCGUGGCCUACUGUGCUAUUAUGGUAGCCAAGCUUAUUCAAGCGAAUCAGUUUAUUCUCGACGAUGUGCGAGGCUAUCUGUCAGACGGCGCAAUCAAAUACUCCCUCCAGUGCUUCGACGAAGUCGACAAUAUACUCAAGCUAUCUGGAAAAGAAGACGACGUCUCAGCAGAAUACAUGAAGGAAGCACGAGAAAUCUUCGCCGCCAACAAUUUAACAAACUAA